AUGGCCUCCAAAGCUGCCUCUCCUAUGGCAGCAUCGCCAAGCGCUGCUCAGGGCGAUGUCAAACCUAUAAUCACCAGACAGCCGUCGCUGUGUAUCAAACCCGCUCAGACCCUGCCCGCUAGUUCCCCACCUGCGACCGCCAGCUCGGUACCACUAUCUCUCACAACUAAAGAAUGGGUCGUGCCACCACGACCGAAGCCGGGUCGGAAGCCCGCGACGGAUACACCUCCUACCAAACGGAAAGCGCAGAAUAGAGCGGCCCAGCGAGCGUUCCGCGAGCGACGCGCUGCCCGGGUGGGCGAACUGGAAGAGACACUGAAGCAGAUCGAAGAGGAAAAUGAACAUGAGCAAGAAGUUCUAAGAACAACAGUGGGCAAGCUUGGGAAGGAACUUGAACAAUGCCGGGCGGAUCUGGCACUCUGGAUGGAUCGAUGCCGGAAACUGGAAAGCGAAUUGGCUGCUUUCAAAAAGCCGACUUCUACCACCUCGAAACUCACCACAUCAGCACAGGACAAGUCUGAUCACAUCGCCGCCAGCGACACAGCUAUUGGCUGUGGAAACUGCACACUGGAGACCCGCUGCCAAUGUAUAGAUGAUGCGUUUGCAGCAAUGUCCGGGGACGGAGCCUCCGUCCACCAACACGAAAAGCGGCCGCAUUCGCCCUCGCACACCUCGGUCACAGAUAAGCGAAUCAAGCUCGAACCGCGAGAGUGUCUAGAAAUUGACUUUACAGGAAUCUACACCUCCUCAAAAUCCACAGCAGCAGCUGCUGCCGGGAGAGAGGAAAACCAUUCCCCAACUUCUGCAGUUGCGGAUCCUUGUGGCUUCUGCUCGGAUGGCACACCCUGUAUCUGCGCGGAAGUCGCCGCCGAGCAGGAGCAGCAACAACAGGCUCAGAGCAACGCCACCACUGUAAGUAGUCUCAGUCGAGCAGCCGCGCGACAACUCGAUCAGUUUACGCCACCUCCCUCGGAGGGUGAUGUUUCUAUGCCCACUCUGCCGCGAGAAGGAACGUCUGGAUGUGGUGCUUCACGACCAGGAACAUGUGCACAGUGCCGCGCCGACCCCAACAGCACGCUCUUCUGCAAGUCGCUCGCUGCGUCAAGGGCUCAAUCCACGACCACUCCUUCGGGAUGCUGUGGCGGGCAAUUGCCGGGUAGUUCGUGUCGCCGAGCCACCGCGACCAGCGUGGUCCCUCUCCGCAGCUCAACCCGUACGACACGGUCGCGCGCCGCUGCCGUAACCCUCCCUUUGCCUCAGUCCGGGCACCACGCGCCGUCGGGCGUGACUCUGACAUGUGCCGACGCGUACACGACUCUUUCCCGCCAUCCCGCUUACGAGCGCGCAGCGGGAGAGAUAGGCGAGUGGAUGCCCAAAUUACAUGCCAGUGAACCGCGCACAAACGUGGAAGGCCGACCUGCACUGGAGAUUGACGCGGCGAAUGUCAUGGCUGUGUUGCGGGACUUUGAUCGGCGGUUUGGGAAGAGUUGUUGA
Cladophialophora yegresii CBS 114405 is the source of this 1494-nucleotide messenger RNA. RefSeq lists its product as uncharacterized. The record is from RefSeq and is a predicted model, not a curated record. NCBI's taxonomy places the organism in Eukaryota, Fungi, Ascomycota, Eurotiomycetes, Chaetothyriales, Herpotrichiellaceae. Gene Ontology annotation, cellular component: nucleus; RNA polymerase II transcription regulator complex. Bases 1 to 1494 code for a protein of 497 amino acids. Gene Ontology annotation, molecular function: DNA-binding transcription activator activity, RNA polymerase II-specific; transcription cis-regulatory region binding. The transcript has a single exon.